Molecule: messenger RNA, 636 nt
Organism: Notodromas monacha
Lineage: Eukaryota; Metazoa; Arthropoda; Ostracoda; Podocopida; Cyprididae
Source: the annotation of a GenBank genome assembly
AUGAAAGCAGUUGUUCUGCUGUGUGCUGUUUGCGUUGCUGCAGUAGCAGGGGGUUUCCUUGGAGGUUCUGUUGCUGAGAAGGCAGAGGACAAGGUAUUUGUGUGCUACUUUGGGUCCUGGGCCAAGUACAGACCUGGACUGGGCAAGUUUGAUGUGGAGAACAUUGACCCCUAUUUGUGCACACACAUAAUUUAUGGGUUUGCUGGACUCAAGGAAAAUCAAAUUGCUGCGUUGGACCCUUACAAUGACCUGGUGGAGGAAUGGGGUCUUGGUGCAUUCAAGAAAUUUGUCAAUCUGAAGAAGUACAAUCCCAAGUUGAAGGCACUGAUUGCAAUUGGAGGCUGGAAUGAAGGGUCACAAAAAUAUUCCAGUAUGGCCGGAAGUCCACAGACCAGAUCCAUGUUUGUUGACAGUGUCCUCAAGUUCCUAGAACACCACAAGUUUGAUGGUCUGGACAUGGACUGGGAGUAUCCAGCUUUCAGAGAAGGAGCACCAGAAGACAAAGAGAACUUCAUCAGUCUGCUGGCGGAACUCAGAGCAGCUUUCCGACCACAUAACUAUUUACUCACUGCUGCAGUGUCUGCUGGAAAAGUGACCAUUGAUGGUGCUUACAAUGUCCCCAGAGUUGCUGAGUGA